Caenorhabditis angaria is the source of this 1686-nucleotide messenger RNA. Lineage: Eukaryota; Metazoa; Nematoda; Chromadorea; Rhabditida; Rhabditidae. The record is from the annotation of a GenBank genome assembly.
AUGGAGCACACCGGUUCGCCACCAAUCACCAAUAAUGACUUACAAACUUUGAUUGCUUCGAUUCCAAGAGAUUUGAGUAUCACUUCAGGAUCUGUGACUACGGUGAGUCAUAUAUUUUUUCUUAAAAAUUUUGAAUGUUUUCCGGAAAUGUGCUCUAAUUCUCAAAUCCUAAAUAGAGGUCAUAUGUCCAAUAUUUCAUUUUAAAAAAGUCUGAAAUUUAAUUUAGUGUUUAACAAAAACAUUCACCUCAUUCCGAUCUUUGGAAAACUUUCAAAUAAAAUAGUGCACUUUCUUGCACUAACUUAAAUUUUUCGAAAAAAAAUUUCAUAAGAUGUCCUUGAGUACUCCGAACUUCGGAGAUUUUUAGUGCUUUACUGACAGCUGAGCUUUUUUGUUGAAUAAUUGGAAUUUGUUAAUUUUCAGAGCAAAACGCCAUCUUCAGUCGGUGAUUUGUCAGCAACAUCUUCAAAUUCGUGUAUUUUUCCGCCUGUCAAUGAUAUGGCAGCACUCACUUCAAUGUUUACACUCUCAGGAUAUCCCCAAUUAUUCAACGGGUUCCCAUUGAUUCCAACUCUUCCAUUAUUUAAUACUGCUCUACCACCACACGCUACAAUUGAAUCCUUGGGACUUAUUAAUUCAGCUAUUUAUCAACAACAAGCGCAGGCGCAAUCACAAUCUCAAACUGCAUUAUCUUCACCAUCGGCAACAAUGAAUUCCACUUCAAAUUCAUCAAAACUUGAUUCAAGACCACGUGCAUUUUCAAGCGCUGCCACGUUGCAACACGCGAAACCGCAAGAUCUAAUUGAGAAGCGUCGAAAGAGAAGUCGAAAAAGUGAUACACUUUUACCAGCUGUCACUCAAUCAAUUCCAUGUUCAACUACAAGUUCACCAUCUACAACUACUGUAUCACAAAACACCCCAACCACAACUUCACAUCUCCGAUCUUUGCUAGAAGACGAUGAUGAUAUCGAUGUACCACAUCCAAACAAGGUUCGACCAAUUCAAGUUACAAAAGAGGAAGAAGAACUUGUCAGAAAGAAGACACAAGAAAGUGAGUUUAUUUUCUGAAAGGAAAAGAAAAAUUUAAUAAAUAUUUUGAAUUUCCAGUCCUCAAAACCGUACCAAUCACAGCGCCAAGUCAUUUGGACAAUGGUCCAUUGCGUCGAUUGAUUCGAGAUGAAGAUUUGCCGGAUGAGGUCGGACCGGAUUCGCCGUUCCGACAUUAUCCAAAGUAUCAGGUACACAAGUUAGUAGUUUAAUCUAUUUUUUAUGUUUAGUAAAAAAAAUAUGAAGGUAUUGGAAGAAUUCAGGCUACCGUACUUUUGAAAAACUGUGACCUGAAAACGGUUCUUGAAAAUACGAAUUUUUUUUUACAUGGCUUCAAACAAAUUAAGUUUUUUUGAUUCAUUUUGAAUAUUUGAAAUGAAAAUCAGAAUUUUUUCAGCCAAAAGCCUCCACACCCCAACCUUAUCCAAUUUCUUUAUUUUUCAGCAACAGAAAUCUCGUACACAACUUGUAAUGCUUCAAGGAAUUCAAUCGGCAGUAGCCUCUUUAUAUAUCGAAGCAUUCCAAAUUGAUAGUAAAAGUGAUGCGGAAAAGGCCGAAAUUCGUAGAAUAUCUCAUGGUAAUUCAAUAAACGAUUUAGUAAAUGAUACAGUACUUCAAGAGCUUAUAGCAGCCGAAUAG